UGAAAGCACAGACCACCUAAAACAUUUCUAAAAACUACAAUUAUAAUUAUUAUUUGGAUGCGUAAAUUAUUGUGUAUAUAUUGCAGGUGCCGAAAUUACCCGAACAAUGCCCUGUUUAACGACAAGGUUUCUGAUAGGGAUAUCUAUAUCCACACAGUUAAGUUUGUUUGGAAUUGUAGAAACAAAUCCAAGAAAGACAUGCGUGUGUACAACAACAUUAUCGGCAAUAUCUUCCUCCCCGUCAUCAACUGAGACAUCGACAUCUCCUUCCAUGACUAAGAGUUUGACGUCUUCAGCUCCUUCCAAUACAUCGACCACGACAUCAACAUCUUCCAAUACUUCGAGCACGACGUCAACAACUCCUUCUAAAACAUCGACCACAAUAUCAACAACUCCUUCCAAUACAUCGAGCACGACGUCAACAACUCCUUCCAAUACAUCGACCACCACAGUUCGUUCCAAUACAUGGACCACGACUCCAACAACACUUUUGUAUACAUCGACCACGGCUCGAACAACAACUUCAAAUUCAACGACCACGACUCAAAAAACUCCUCCCAAUACAUCGAACGCAACGUCAACAACUCGUUCUAAUACAUCGAGCGCGACGUCACCUACGCUUUCAAACACAUCCAACACAUCGAGCGCGACGUCAACAAUUCAUUCCAUUACUUCGACCACGACGUCAACAACUCUUUCAAAUACAUCGAGCACGACGUCAAAAACUCCUUCCAAUACAUCGAGCGCGACGUCAACAACUCCUUCCAAUACAUCGACCACGACGUCAACAUCUCCUAUCAAUACAUCGAGCACGACGUCAACAACUCCUUCUAAUCAAUCGAGUACGAUGUCAGCAACUCCUUUCAGUACACCGAGCAUAACUGGUAACUCUUUGGGGUUUCGCGGACCGGACGGGGUCUGUAUAUGUAGUUCAACUUUAGAACACAUAUCCUCCACUUCGAAUAAGAAUGAAUCUGCAAAAGUAUUAAGCCUAGAUAAAGUGCCAGUAAAAGUGCCGCUUGUUGUUAGCAUCAACACAGAUUUUAAAAAAGAACUAUUGGAUAAAUCAUCGAUGUUGUAUAAAAAGUACAAGGCAGAACUUAAAUCAAAGCUUGAGGUCACGUAUAAGGAUAUGGAUGAUUUUCUCAGAGUAGAUGUUCUAGGAUUUAGCAAUGGAUGUAUUGCAUGCGAUUAUGUAGUUGUUCUUCAACCCGGUAGUGUAUUGGAAGACACAGAUAUACAGAAUAAAACAGAUUCGUUAAACUCUGAAGAAAUGUUCAACAUAUCUAUGCAAACAGAAAACACUUCAGUAGUUACAGCUUACUCAACAUUAAAUUUUCCGCCAUCAUGUUUGAAAGAAGGUUGA
Molecule: messenger RNA, 1366 nt
Organism: Mercenaria mercenaria
Lineage: Eukaryota; Metazoa; Mollusca; Bivalvia; Venerida; Veneridae
Exons: 6
Coding region: 107-1366 (419 amino acids)
Source: RefSeq, a predicted model, not a curated record